This is a messenger RNA of Lampris incognitus (smalleye Pacific opah), 1458 nucleotides long. It is a transcript of the gene nrg3b, whose product is annotated as neuregulin 3b. The transcript is spliced from 8 exons. The coding region runs from base 1 to 1458 and encodes 485 amino acids. Gene Ontology annotation, molecular function: chemorepellent activity. Lineage: Eukaryota; Metazoa; Chordata; Actinopteri; Lampriformes; Lampridae. Gene Ontology annotation, biological process: intracellular signal transduction; nervous system development; animal organ development. The record is from RefSeq and is a predicted model, not a curated record.
AUGAAUCACCAGAACCUCGCAACCAAGGCCAUGCUGCAGGCAGCUGCCCCCACGCUUCCUGGUCUACGCUCAGAGGUCUUCAAGCCAUGUGUAGAAGACAAGGACCUGGCUUUCUGUCUGAACGAGGGCGAGUGCUCCAUCAUCCAGACUGUGGCUGGCGUGCACAGGCACUGCAGGUGUAAGGAGGGCUAUCAUGGACUCCGCUGUGACCAGUUCGUACCCAAGACAGAUGCCAUCCUGUCAGACCCAAUGGACGAGCUUGGCAUCGAGUUCAUGGGUAAGAAAACCUUCUGUUGGAAACACAGGGAAAAGCUCCGGGCCCACUUCUCGGAGAGCCGCAGUUUGAGGGACUGCAGCGUGAACGUCUCUGGCCUCAUGUCCAAAUCUACAGCUAAGGCCCAAUACAGCCUGCAGCUUCAAAAGAGCUGCAGUCCUCACGGAUCCUCUGUCGAGGUUGGCAGUGUGGCUCCGGGCACGGCGAUAGCGGCCACACCUCUUCUCGGCAGAGCUCUUUCUAAAGGGGAACGCUUCAGGAGCGGCUCCCUCUCCCUCAGCCCCGCGCAACAACGGAGGGAGAGUCAUCUUUUCCGGACGCCACCCAUUAGCAGAGGGAAACACAAUCUCAUUGACAGAUCCAGAGUCGCCGGCCACGUCUACAAGCACUUGCAAGAAGUCGAGACAACGGACAUGGAGGCAGAGUCUUCAAGAAAGUGUGACCCUGCCAGUGGAAGAGCCGCUGCCCUUCUCAGCAAGACUUCAGUCUCCCACUUUGCUGCCAGGAAGGGGUGGGUAGAGGUGCCCUGUACUCGUCUGGACAAAGGAACUAUCUUCCUUCCAUCCGCGCUCCGCACUCGCUCUGUGCCCAUCAUCCCAUCUCUCCAGGCAUGUGACCUGGAGGGGGGGCAAGCGAACGCCGACCAUCAGCAGGGGGAGGGACACGACAAGUGGCACCAUGCAUUGGCUAGAAAUACCAUGGUGUCCAUCGGCAGUCCUCCCUCUUGCCCCGGUGAGACUGUUGCCCUGCCAGCCGGGAUCCAACCCAGCGGUUCAAGCCCAACUGCCGCCACAACCAGUGCAAAGCCGGGAUCAGAGAAGGGGUCUGGCUCCACGCAAAUUGAAAUUACGGUGGAACUGGAGGCUGGGUUAUUAAAACACAAAAGCCUCUCCACCCCUGUGGUGACUGGGGUGUCUGGAUCGCCUGCCAAGCUCCUGUGUGGCAUCACGAACACUCUUGCAGCCGUGACCGUGCCUGAGGCCAAGAGGAAAAAAAAAACCCGAUAUACGCCAAGACUUCUGCACACAGGUAGCGGGGUCAGGGCGUCGGGCCAAAGAGAUGCCCGGGGACUGUGCCACGGCCAGACACCGCAAGAGUCCGGAGACUCAAACUGCACAACCCCAACCAGGGGACCCAACGACAGAGGUCCUGGAUGUGCUUGUGCCAAACCCUCUGCCAGCUGA